ACAAUGGUCUUUCAUCUUUGCAGCAUUAAAGGAGAGAUUUUUGAUAAUCUAAUGGUCCAUUUCCCGCAUUAAAGGAACACCAACGUAUCCAAGUUGACUGAUUCUCCAUUUUCUUUCUUCCUGCUAAAAGUAUACAAAGGAAGUUGCAUGGUUUUUUCGUUUCCUCCAUUGUAAUUUUUCUUCUUUUCUUACGUCCUGUCAAUGUUAGGUCAUCGCGGAGAAGCCGUCUCUUUCGCUGUUCCUUGUGUCCAGAGGCUACCAGAAGCCAUUUUUGUUAUGGCACACCAUAAAAGUUCGAUUCUUUGCGUCUGGAAGAGGAUCGGUCAGUGGCGGAACACAAGAGGAACAGAAUGCAGAAACCUCAAGGCAAUAAUUGCUAUGAUUCUUCUUUUGGUGUUGUAAAUAUUUUGGGCAUCGCUUAUGCUUGAUUCCUACUUUCCUACUCUGUCACUUGCUGCUGUGGCUGAACCUUCUUCCGCUUCCAAGAAUCUUGGUUAUCGGCUUCUCCUUUGUCUCUGUGCGGCACACUAACUCUGCUUCGAGAAGGAGUAUGUGAUUCUGAGUUCCACGGCGCGCGCUAUGGAUCUCGAGGCCGGUUCCUACAUCAACCCUGCCAAGAGACAAACUUGGAGUUCAGUGCUUAUGCUUGCUUACCAGAGCCUUGGUGUGGUCUAUGGCGAUCUUAGCACUUCGCCUCUCUAUGUGUAUAAGAGCACCUUUGCUGAUGAUAUCAAGCACUCCGAGAGCAAUGACGAAAUUUAUGGCGUGCUAUCCUGUGUUUUUUGGACCCUCACCAUUAUCCCCCUUCUCAAGUAUGUCCUCAUCGUCCUCCAAGCUGAUGACAAUGGUGAGGGUGGCACGUUCGCCCUCUACUCGCUCCUCGUCCGCCAUGCUCGCGUUGGAUUCAUACCGAACGGGCAGGUUGCUGAUGAGGAGCUAAUGGCCUACAAAAAGAAGGAUGAUCACUUCCACCUACUUAAUCUUUCCGCCUCAUCUUAUGGCGACGAUACGUAUACUGCAUCAUGGAUGAGGAGGUUGCUGGAGAAGCACAAGAACUCACAGCGUGUUUUACUAUUUCUUGCUUUGCUUGGGGCAUGCAUGGUCAUUGGUGAUGGUGUCCUUACCCCAGCAAUCUCUGUCUUCUCUGCGAUCUCAGGGCUUGAGCUUUCAAUGUCAAGGGAGCAUCACAAAUAUGUUGAGCUUCCUGUUGCAUGUUUCAUACUGCUCUGCUUGUUCGCGCUGCAACAUUUUGGCACUCACCGAUUAGGUUUUCUGUUUGCACCAAUCGUCACGAUUUGGCUUUUAUGCAUCAGUGUCAUUGGUGCUUAUAAUAUUGUUCAUUGGAAUCCUCAUGUGUAUCAAGCCCUUUCCCCAUACUAUAUGUUCAAGUUCUUGAAGAAGACUAGAAGAGGCGGCUGGAUGUCACUAGGUGGCGUUCUCUUAUGCAUAACAGGUUCUGAAGCAAUGUAUGCAGAUCUGGGGCAUUUUUCACAGUCAUCAGUAAAGAUUGCUUUUGCAUUUGUGGUGUAUCCAUCCUUACUCCUGGCAUAUAUGGGACAAGCUGCUUAUUUAUCUCGGCAUCAUGUUAUUGAAAAUCACUAUCGAAUUGGAUUCUACGUGUCUGUACCAGAGAGACUGAGGUGGCCUGUUCUAGCAAUUGCAAUACUUGCUGCCGUUGUGGGAAGUCAGUCUGUCAUCACGGGUACUUUCUCAAUUAUCAAGCAGUGCUCUGCCUUAGGUUGCUUUCCAAGGGUGAAGAUAGUCCAUACAUCAUCCAAAAUUGAUGGACAAAUAUACAUUCCUGAGAUCAAUUGGAUUUUGAUGAUAUUGUGCUUGGCUGUGACUAUCGGUUUCAGAAAUACCAAGCAUUUGGGAAAUGCACAAGGUUUAGCAGUCAUCAUCGUUAUGCUGGUCACUACCUGCCUCAUGUCAAUAGUAAUUAUGGUAUGCUGGCAUAAGAACAUUUUCUUUGCAGUAUGCUUUCUCAUUUUUUUCGGAAUAAUAGAAGCGAUAUUCCUAUCGGCCUCCCUAAUCAAGUUUCUUGAGGGAGCAUGGGUUCCUAUUACCCUCGCCUCCAUUCUAAUGAUUGCUAUGUGCAUAUGGCAUUAUGGUACCCUCAAAAAGUACGAGUUCGACAUCCAGAACAAGGUUCCCAUCAACUGGCUUCUUACCCUCGGCCCCUCUCUUGGUUUUGUACGUGUGCGAGGCAUCGGUUUGAUUCAUACUGAACUUGUAUCAGGAAUUCCUGCCAUCUUCACACACUUCGUCACCAACUUGCCUGCAUUUCACCAGGUUCUUGUCUUCCUUUGUAUCAAGUCAAUUCCAAUCCCGCACGUCCAGCAGGAGGAAAGAUUCCUUGUCGGGCGAGUUGGUCCUAAGGAAUUCAGAAGUUACAGAGUCAUAGUCAGGUAUGGGUACCACGACAUACACAAAGAUGACAUGGAGUUUGAGAAGGAAUUAGUAUCCAGCAUUGCGGAGUUCAUUCGAUCUGCGGGGAAUAAGCAUGAUGGUCUUACAGAGGGAACUGAGGAUGGUGAUGAAAAAUUGACAGUCAUAAGUUCAGGUUUCAGGUUCAAUGAGGAGAAAAUAGAAUCUGAGGAAACACCGGGCAUUUCCAGAUCCAGUGAGAUGCAUUCUUCAGCUACUACUCCACAGAAGAAACGAGUACGGUUCGUGUUACCAAAGAGUCCAAAGAUUGAGAAGGGAGCAGAAGAAGAGCUGCAAGAGCUGAUGAAAGCAAGAGAAGCAGGAAUGACCUUCAUACUUGGACAUUCAUACAUGAGGGCAAAGAGCGGAUCCAGUUUAAUAAAGCGUCUAUCAAUCAACAUCGGAUACGAGUUCUUGAGGAGGAACUGCAGGGGGCCAACGUAUGCCAUCAGCAUUCCUCAUGCUCCAACACUGGAGGUUGGGAUGGUUUAUAAUGUCUGAAUUCCCACUCCACUUGUACAGAUUUGCAACGAUCAGCUUCAUCUUCUAAUCUCAAUAGCCAAAGAUCUUGAAAAGCUAAAGUAGAUUUCGCAAGGAUCAAACUAUUAGGUCCACGUUAGUUGGUUUUGCCUUGUAGCACUGUAUGUAAAGCAUAAUUUUGUAUAGAAACUUUAGUGCUCGAA
This is a messenger RNA of Zingiber officinale, 3110 nucleotides long. RefSeq names its product potassium transporter 25-like. Bases 580 to 2928 code for a protein of 782 amino acids. NCBI's taxonomy places the organism in Eukaryota, Viridiplantae, Streptophyta, Magnoliopsida, Zingiberales, Zingiberaceae. The transcript has 9 exons. Gene Ontology annotation, cellular component: membrane. The record is from RefSeq and is a predicted model, not a curated record. Gene Ontology annotation, molecular function: potassium ion transmembrane transporter activity. Gene Ontology annotation, biological process: potassium ion transmembrane transport.